Sander lucioperca (pikeperch) is the source of this 2501-nucleotide messenger RNA. It is a transcript of the gene mtnr1bb, whose product is annotated as melatonin receptor 1Bb. Gene Ontology annotation, biological process: G protein-coupled receptor signaling pathway. The coding region runs from base 923 to 2017 and encodes 364 amino acids. Gene Ontology annotation, cellular component: membrane. The transcript has 4 exons. The record is from RefSeq and is a predicted model, not a curated record. Lineage: Eukaryota; Metazoa; Chordata; Actinopteri; Perciformes; Percidae. Gene Ontology annotation, molecular function: melatonin receptor activity.
GUGCAGAGAAUUCAAAGACGGAUUCUGGGAAGUCACGCUGGGAAUUAUAGGCAGUGUAAUAUGAGGGGAAUGUUUGUCUGCACGCACACCUCCGCUGCUCGGCAUGGUAGCCUAAUAUAUGGAGAGAGAAAGUCAACAGGGGAGAAAAGGGAGAUGCACAUUUAAAGCGUAGUCUGAUGUUAAUAGGUUGUGUGUGAAGCCGUGUCUCUCUCCGUCCUCACUCUGUGGAUUUCUCCACAUCCUGCUGUGUGCCUGACUGAAUAUUCUCAGAGAUACUAUUCUCUGUGAUAUUUACCUCAGUGCCUCUUCGCCACGCACAGCGCGGGUUGCGUCGUAGUUCAGCGCAUGGCAAGGGCAUCACACAUGGUUAGGGAAGACAAUUUAUUCCUCUGUUUGUUCAUAGAAUAGCAAAUUAAAUCAGAAGGACUCCCGAGGCGGUACAAUGGUUUGACAUUUUACAAAGAAAUAGCCUUCUUUUUUGCAACGUGGGCGCAUGGGAGACAGAUAUGCCAAGCAAAAAGCCAGGGGCACUUCAAGAGGAUGAAGACUUGAAAUAUGAGUGGAAUGGAGCUUCUUUUAUGAAAUAUCAUCUAAACGACAAAUAAUUUACAUUUUCUCACCAUGGAAGAGGUGUGGCACUGCCGCGUGUCCGAUCAGCUUUUGGUGGCACAUGGAUUGAUGACUUUUUUGCGAAGAUAAACAAAGCGUAGAGUCGAUGUAACUUCAUAUAGGUCACAUGUGAUCACAACAUAGCAUCUAGUAACUCAUAUCGCCUUUAAUUAAGUAGCACACUCGACGAAGGAACUCGGGAAGGCAUCCAGGUGCGCCUCAUGUUUAGUUUAGGACACACCGGUACUUGCGAUACCUGCGGGACGUAAGGCACAGUUGGGACUUGAAAACAGCGUUGGUCUGUGGGCCAGUGAUGCCGGACACAUUCACACACAUAAAGAACCGGACAGAGUCACGGCUGGGGCAGCUAGAGCGCACACUGGCCACGGAGGGGAGCGCCCGCCCCGCCUGGGUCAUAGCUAUCCUGGCCAGCGUUUUGAUCUUCACCACGGUGGUGGACGUGCUGGGGAAUCUGCUGGUGAUCAUCUCGGUGUUCAGGAACCGCAAACUGAGGAACUCAGGUAAUGUGUUUGUGGUGAGUUUGGCCUUUGCUGACCUUGUGGUAGCCUUCUACCCAUACCCCUUGGUUCUCUAUGCUCUCUUCCAUGACGGAUGGGCACUGGGAAACACACAAUGCAUGGUCAGCGGUUUUCUCAUGGGGCUGAGUGUCAUUGGUUCCAUUUUCAACAUCACUGGGAUUGCAGUGAACAGAUAUUGCUACAUCUGUCACUCAUUCUCCUACAGUCGUCUGUACAGCUAUCGCAACACUCUGCUGUUUGUUGCCUUAAUUUGGGUGCUCACAGUAUUGGCCAUUAUCCCCAAUUUCUUCGUUGGCUCCCUGCGCUAUGACCCGCGGGUCUACUCCUGCACCUUCGCCCAGAAUGUCAGCAGUUCCUAUACAGCAGCAGUAGUGGUGGUUCACUUCUUGGUUCCCAUUGCAGUGGUUACCUUCUGUUAUCUACGCAUCUGGGUACUUGUGAUUCAGGUGCGACGUAAGGUGAAGACAGAGGAAAGCCUUCGUCUCAGACCAAGUGACUUGCGGAAUUUCAUCACCAUGUUUGUGGUCUUUGUGCUGUUUGCCAUCUGCUGGGCUCCACUUAACCUGAUUGGCUUGGCUGUGGCCAUAGAUCCGUCCCGUGUGGCUCACCGUAUCCCUGAGUGGCUUUUUGUGGUCAGCUACUUCAUGGCCUACUUCAAUAGCUGUCUGAAUGCCAUAAUUUAUGGCUUACUCAACAGGAAUUUCAGGAACGAGUACAAACGCAUUGUCACUUCUGUCUGGGUGACUCGGCUUUUUGUGACAGAGACUUCCCGAGCCGCUACGGACGCCAGGAGCAUGAGAAGCAAGCAAUCGCCGCCUCCGCCACUCAACAACAACGAUUCAGUCAGAGAUCGCACAAACAAAGAAUGAAAUCUUAAAUCCUUGAGCCUGUUAAUUCCUGUUUUUAUGUGACAUCCAGUCAGUUGUGCAGCUGAAGAGUAUCAAGUAACGGAUGAAGCUGGAAUAUAUGGCUUGGUUUUCUGUUCGCUGACAUCGAUCAGAACAGGGCGCAGAUGUCUACAUCUGUGGAGAAGUUUUUUUUAAAUCAUUUUUAAAGUUGUGAAGAAUUAUAUAAUUAAUAUAAAUUCUUGAAAGUUUAUCAUUUGGGGGAUUAAUUUAACAACUUUGCUAUAGUGCUAAAUAAGGCCAAGUUUCCUCUGUGAUUAUCAACCACCAAGCAUUAACAGAGCAAACAUUUAAGAGAUGAGUUACGUCCUGGGAGAGCCAUGCAUUGCAGUUUCACUUUGCUUGUACUCUAAAAACCAUCUGAAUGGUGCAUUAACAUUUCAUAAAAAAAAUGUAAUAUCCUUUAAUAUCUACUGCUGUAGACUCUAGACAUAUUUCACAAAACAGG